This is a messenger RNA of Prunus mume (Japanese apricot), 363 nucleotides long. NCBI's taxonomy places the organism in Eukaryota, Viridiplantae, Streptophyta, Magnoliopsida, Rosales, Rosaceae. The record is from RefSeq and is a predicted model, not a curated record.
AUGUUUGAUGUUGGUGAUGGCAAUAGAGGUAGUGGUGGUGGGAUGGUAGAUGCAUUAAUGGUGGUGGUAAUGAAUAUGUCAAGUGGUGGCAGUGGUGGUGGUGGUGGCGACGGCGGAAUUGUUGGUAGCGAUGACGGUAGUGGGGGUUGUGGUGACGGUAGGGGUAGUGGUGGUAAUGGUGGUGGUGGAGGUGGCAGUGAUGGCUUUAGGGGUGGCAGUGGCAGUGACGGCGAUGGCGGUGGUGGUGAUGAUGGUAGCAGUGGCGGGGGUAGUGGUGGUGCCAGUGACUACGACACAAGUGGUGAUAGUCAUGACAAGAUGAUGGUAGUAGAGGUGGUGAAAUCAUAUAUUGGGAAUAUAUAA